Pararge aegeria (speckled wood butterfly) is the source of this 1813-nucleotide messenger RNA. RefSeq names its product suppressor of Mek1 (gene Rlb1). Gene Ontology annotation, cellular component: nucleus; 90S preribosome. NCBI's taxonomy places the organism in Eukaryota, Metazoa, Arthropoda, Insecta, Lepidoptera, Nymphalidae. The transcript is spliced from 3 exons. The record is from RefSeq and is a predicted model, not a curated record. The coding region runs from base 213 to 1781 and encodes 522 amino acids. Gene Ontology annotation, biological process: maturation of SSU-rRNA.
AAUAUGUCAAUAAUAUAGUAAAAUUGUAACGAAGUUUUGAGGUUGUUUUUCGUUUCAGUUCGUAAUUUCUCAUAUCGAAAUAUACAGCAAUUAGUGUAAUAUUGCUGGAAAUGUGUCUUACAUUUUAUUUUAAUUAUUUAUUUAAAUUUUAACCUUUUGUAAUUUUUAAGUAUAACCUUAAAAAAGUUGGGUUUUGAUUUAAUUCAACAAAAAUGGAAGUCGGUGCAGUGAAACAAGCAUUUAAUAAUGAGAUAAUAUUGCUCAAAAAGAAUCUAAAUCAAGCAAAAAUACAAAUAAUACACAAGCUUACAAGGAGGGCAAAGACUUUGGUGGUAAAGGAAGUACCGGAAUCCUUGAAAGAAAAAUUAAAAAGGAAGGCAGAGUCUGCUGUUAAAGAAGUUUUGAUUAUAAAGAAAAUAAACACAAGAGACUUAGCACGGUUUAUAGUGACGCAUAGUGGAAAAUUAAAUGAUUUUAUAAACAAGCCAAUAGUGGACAAUGAUAAGGCAUGUGCUCGAUUACUUCUUCACAAAGCUUUACAAGAGAAAUAUAAACACAUCAGAGAAAAGUUCUCAGACAUAUCAAUAAAAGACCUAUUCAUGUCAAGGCAAGAAAGAAGGAAGCUGAAGAAAGAAGCGAGAGAGAAUCAGAAGAAUAAAAAGAAAGGUAAAGAUAAGAAAGGUAAAGCUGAUGAAACUGUUAAUGUUGAAGGAGAAUGGGAUGUUGAAAUUGCUGAUGACAAAAAUACUACCCUAGAUGGUGGCAACAUGAUGCCUGAUGAUGUAUCAGAAAAUGGUGAAUCUUUUGACGGAAACAACGAAUUAGAUGAUGAAAAUGUUUCUACUGAUGAUGAAAACGACAAUUCUGAUGAUGAAAUUGAAGAUGACGCUGGUGAAAAGGAAAUUGAUGAUGGGUCGGAAGUAGAACAGUCAAGUAGUGAGAAUAAUGAUUGCAAAGGGAGAGUUGAAAAUAGUGUUAUGGGUACACCUCUUGUUUAUAAUAAAAAUAAUAAUGAUAUUGAAAGUAGUGGCGAAGAAUCAAACGAUAUGGUUACAACGAAAAGUAAAAUAGAAUUAUCUAUAAAAGAUAUAAAGAGCAAGAACCUUUAUUCUAUAAAGGGAAUUAAACAAAACAUAGAUUCCAAUGAUUUCGGGACAAACAAAAGUAAAACAGAACCUACAUCACCACUCAAAAAUGUAUGUUCUAACAAGGCAGUUAAUAAAGAAGAUGAUUUACUAAUAAAAGUAAAAAAUAGGAAGCUUGAUAAAAAAGGUAAUAGCAACAAAAAUAAAAACCUUAAAAACAAACUUGAGAAAAGAAAUUUCAACAAAGAAACUGAUGAUGCACCUAAUAAAGUUACAAAAAUGGUUGAUCCGUUUUUUAUUACAUCAACAGGUGAUAAUUAUAUGUCGCUUGUUGAACCUAGGGAACCAGACGAAGUUAAAGAAGUUCAUAAGCAAGGCAACAGACAGUAUAGGAGAGCUGUUAUGUUUGGUCAUGUUCCUAAAAGAAAACCGCAGAGAAACUUUGAACCCAGACAUAUCAAUUUUAAUAAAAAUAAUAAUUCAGAAAUUGAUAGUUCAAAUUAUAACAAAAAGAAUUUAAACCAAAAUCACAGGAAUAUUGAUGAUAAGAAGGGGUUCAAUAGACAAUUUGAUAGAGGGAAUCCUAAAGAUGUCCCUGUUGUCCCUGAAAAAUUGCAUCCAUCAUGGGAGGCGAAGAAAAAGCAAUCUGGUAUUUUACCAUUUCAAGGUAAAAAGAUUGUGUUUGAUGAAAGCUAAUGAAUGUAAAUUAAAAUUAAUUUAAUAUGUUA